GUCAAAUGUCCAUGUCAUGCAAUGGCAUGGCAAAUUGUCAAAACAAUUUUCUGAUUUUCUUGUUACUUGUUUGUCGUUUUCCGCACUACUCCCUUUUCAUCAGUCAAAAUCGUAUGUUAAUGCGGAGUAGUGAAAAUGUCUGCAGCCAGCAAAAAGAUUGAAGAGGGUUUAGAGCACAUCAGAAAUGCAGAAAAAAGCUUGAAGACUUCUUUGCUCAAGUGGCGACCUGAUUACGAAAAUGCUGCUGAUGAAUACAACAAAGCAGCAACCUGUUUUCGAAAUGCAAAGUCAUAUGAACAGUGUAAGGACUGCCUCCUGAAAGCUGUAGAAUGUUUCAAGUACAACAAAACUCUUUUCUAUGCUGCAAAAGCAUUGGAUCAAGCUGUGUUGGUCAGCAAGGAGAUGGGUGAUCUGAGGGAAGUUGCACAGCUUGCAGAAAGAGCUGCAAAUAUGUUUCAGACACAGGGUAGUGCUGAAUCAGCUGCAGCUUCAUUAGAUAAAGCUGCCAAGGUCUUAGAACAACAGAACCCUGCUGAAGCACUCAGGCUGUACCAACAUGCUGCUGAGAUAUCUAUGAUCCAGGACAGUACCCGGCAGGCAGCAGAAUACACCAGCAAGGUUGCAAGGUUGCAUGUCAAGCUGCAACAGUACGAUCUGGCUGCAGAUGCUAUAAGAAGAGAACUGGGCCUGCACCAGCAGAAUGAAUCUUAUCAAGCAACUGGCCGACUCACAGUAGCUUUAGUGUUGGUACAAUUGGCUAGGGGAGAUAUGGUUGCAGCUGAAAAGGCAUUCAAAGAAUGGGGUAACUACUGUGAGGGUCCAGAAGUGCAAACUCUAGAAGCUCUCUUGCAAGCCUAUGAUGAAGAGGAUCCUGAAGGCGCGAAGAGGGCUUUGAACAGUCCUUUUAUCAAGCACAUGGAUGUGGAGUAUGCAAUUUUAGCGCGGGAUAUGCCGUUGCCAGAGGCAUCUGUUGCUCCGGCACCAAAAAUUACUCCGGGUACCGCGGCCACACCUAAAUAUGAAACUCCAAGAACCGACGAAGAUGAUGAGAUUCCCAUAGCCGCGGGGGACACUGCAAUAUCUCCAACAACUGAAGCUGCAAACGAUGAAGACGAAUAUGCUGGCGAUUUAUGUUGAAAUAAUCAUGAUUAAUAGCGAAUAAUAGGAAGUAAUUUUAGUUCUUCCAGUCAGACAUUCCUAUUUAUUUAACAGUGUGUAUUAUUAUUUGUUGCUUUCAAGUUCUCAUGUAAAAUAUAUGUGAUUAAUAUUUAGCUUCCUUGUUUUUUAUUAGCGAGACUUUUUGUAUUGAUUACUAUAUGUUCAUUAUCAUUUUUGUUUUUGAUCAAUGACGAGGUUUCGCAACAGGAUAGCAUUUUGGUUAUUCCUGAUAUUAUUAUCAUUGAAAUUUUUGCUAAAGGGGUAAGAUAUAGCACUGCAGACUUGUUACUUUUCUCAUUUUUUUUUGUUUGUCAGUUCAAAGACUACAGUAAUAGGCAAAAGUAUAUAGACUAAUUAAUAUUGUGCUGUAUUCCUUUUUUAUCUUGUUUUAUUAAUACACCAACCUUUAUACAUAAUUACAUAAUUCGUUAUAGGAUAAUACUUAUUUAUACGUAAAUAAAUUCAUUAGACUCACAAAAUUAAUUGAAAAAAACUGGAACUAUGAAGGUACAAAAAUAUAUAGUCAAAGCAAAACAGUUAUAGAAAAAAGAAGCAAAGUUCAUUGAAUUAUAGAAAACCAACCAUGAUUGUGUUAAUAUUUUGAAGCAUAACCAUUAUUAUCAAUCACCGCCUGGUAUCGUCUCGGCAUAGAUUGUAGAAGUUUCUUGAUAUGAGAUUCAUCAGUCUGCUCUAAAGCGGCAAAAAGUUCAUUCUUGUUUGAAUAAUUUUUAUCUCGUAUUUGCUUAUCUAAGUAUUCCCAUAGAUUUUCAAUGGGAUUUAUAUCGGGAGACUUUGAAGGCCAUUUGAGAACUGGUAUUUUUUCAUCCAGAAAGAAUUGCUUUGCGAGAUUUGAAGUGUGCUUCAGGUCAUUAUCUUGCUGGAAGAUUGAUCUUAAGGGCAUAUUGUCUUCUAUAUAUGGUAACAUAACAUGCUUUAGUAUGUCUGUGUAUACAAACGUAUCCAUAAUGCUAUCUAUUGUAUGUCAAGAUCCCAUCCCAAACCCCGAAAACCACUCCCAAACCAUAACAGACCCGCGUCCAUGUUUGACAGUGGGCAAAGUGUACUUGGGGUUCAAUCUUUGUCCACUAGGACGUCCAACGUAAUGAACACCAUCUGAUCCAAACAUUGAACUUGGAUUCGUCACUGAAACAUACCCUCUUCCAGUCAUAGAUGCUCCAAUCCAAGAUGCAACCGUGCAAAUUGUAAUCGGUCGUUACGGUUUUUCCUCGAGAUUAGCGGCUUCUUACUCGGGCGACGUGCAUAUAACUUUAAAUCAUUUCAUCUUCCUCUUAUAGUUUUCGUAGAAACACUGACUUCCUAUUGUCUCGAUUUCGGCUUUUAUUUGUCUGGGGGUUUUAGACGGAUCUUUGGACGAAAUUACUUUUAUUAAUCUAACUGAUCUAGCAUUUAGUUUCCUAGUCCCACCACUUCUCUUAAAGGCUUCCAAGAUACCUUUUUUAUAUUUGUUUAAUAUUGCCCAAACUGCUUUAAGCUUCAAAUUUUUGGCAAUGCCGACUUGACGUUGACCAUCUUUAUAUAACUCAGUGAUCUUAGUCUUCACAUCGAGAGAAAUUUCUGGACCACGCGGCAUGGUCUUAAAAUCACUCAACUUAUUCCACAAUACUGGAUGAACACAAACUAAUCCUCUUCCGACAUGAAACUGUACUAAACUAAUGUUGAAAAGAAUUUGUCUACAUAUUUUUGUUCCUCAUAAAAAAGUGAUUAUAUUCAGACUUGUAUUGUGUUCAUUGCAGAUAAUGUAAAAUAACGCAUUUGUUUAUGGAGCAAUGAAGUAUGAAUUCGUUUUCUAAAGGUAUUUAGGUAAAUAUUCAUAUUUGUUUAUAUACUUUUGUCCAUUACUGUAUAUCUAUGUUACAUAAUAUUAAAAAUGGUUCCUCCUUCCUUUAGUGGUGUUUUUAAUUAUUGUUGUGUACGUGGACCACAACUAGAAAACUUCUGUGGGUAGUUACCAGAAAGACUUAACUCAGUCAGUAUGUGCUCCAUGAUAUAAGUCAAGAUUUUAUCGCAAAUUGGGUAUUCAUAAACAAAAGCCAAAACGUUUAUUGUCUAUAACUAAUGUAGGGGAAACAACUACAUCUUAUGACAACUCUACUAGUUUGGGGUGGCAGAAUACCAAGUUCUGAGGAAUUCCGAGAAGACAUCAUACAAAGGGCUCAAUAGAAUGUAAAAUACAGACGCGAAACUAUACUGAAAAUAAUUUUUUUCCUAUCAUGAGUUUGUGCAAGAUUUGGUGAAAUUAAGAACACUGUAAACAAAGAUUGCCAUGCCUAAUAUGCAUCAGAUAAUAUACAUGAACUCGUGAAAACCUCUACCAGAAUCGUUGAAAAUGAUGAUCAUAUAUGACAUACUUUAUUUUGGAAUCGAGAAUUCUGCAUUCUACGUACACAUAUCUGCACUGUACUAACACGGAGGCACUAAAUACAUUAAAUCUUUUUUAGAUCAUAAACCUGAUAAGUUGAAAUAAUCUUCUAAUUGACUUAUCAGGAGAGUGGCAUUAAUGAUUUAUUGUUUAUAUGAAAUAUACCUUUUUCAUUUUCUAAAUUUUAAAGCAUCCAGGAUAUCAUUAAUAAUUAUGCAUUGGUAUGUUAUUUUGUUGCAGUUUUGUAAAAGCAAUUAGUAAUAGAAAAAUAGAACACCAUCUGGGUACACACUUUAAUAAACUAUAUGAUAAAUAUAUUUUAUAAAUUAAUAAGACACGUUUUCUCUAUUAAUAAUGCAAUUAAUAUCCUAAAAUGUAAAUGCCAUUUGCUAGUCAUGAAAGGUUUAACUGAUGAAUGAAGUAACGGAGGUUAUGGUAUCCGAAAUCUAUUUUACUUUUACUAUACAUAGCUUUUAUUAACCACAAGGCAAAAUAUCAAGGCGAGACAGUCUGGACUCUUCUAAAGAUAUUUUUAUGGCUUCUGGGUAGCUUCUUUGUUUAUAUGCUAUUUAAAAAAUCGUCCAUAAUAUUCUGUUAGGAGCAGUUAAAAAGUGACUAACAUAAGUGAACUAGUGGCUUCAGUAGCUCAAUAGCUAUCAAAAAAUUGCAAAAAAUAUUUCUAGCAUAGACUGGAAAGUGGCAUCUCGAAUUUUUGCCGUAUAUUCCAGAGAAUAUUUGUAAUGAUAUUUUAAUGCAUUUGUAUAAGAAGAAUUAUGUGAUCUAUUGUUUUAAUGCUUGUUCCCUUUUUUAUAAUAUAAUGCUGUUGAUAUGUGAUCGAUUAUAUCAUCGAAAUAUACGUAAAUAAAUAUUUGAACAUA
This is a messenger RNA of Acanthoscelides obtectus, 4416 nucleotides long. The record is from the annotation of a GenBank genome assembly. Lineage: Eukaryota; Metazoa; Arthropoda; Insecta; Coleoptera; Chrysomelidae.